This is a messenger RNA of Fraxinus pennsylvanica, 669 nucleotides long. The record is from the annotation of a GenBank genome assembly. Lineage: Eukaryota; Viridiplantae; Streptophyta; Magnoliopsida; Lamiales; Oleaceae.
AUGGAACAACCAUGUGGGACGUUCUGUCAAACGUUUGCUGAUUCUUGGUAUUGCGAUGUCUUUUCUAAAGAAACAGAAGCCCUAACAAAAGUCUUGCAGAAUUCGUACGCAAAUCCAUCGACUGAGAAUAAUUCCAGUCAUGAAAUUUCGACGGAUACGGUUGAGUCUUUUCUUGUUAGUCCCGAAUUGACGCCUGUGCAGACACCCACUGCGGCGAGAGGUUUAGGAAGUGGAGUUCCGGUUUCGAAAAUCCGGAUUGACGCGCCGACGGGGAAGAUAACUAAGCGAAAGUCGCGUGCCUCUAAGCGGGCUGCGGCUACGACGUUCAUCACGGCAGAUCCGGCGAAUUUCCGACAGAUGGUGCAGCAGGUGACGGGGGUGAGAUUCGGCGGUUUGAAGGCUCAGUUUGCGGCGGCGCAAUUGGUGAAGCCGGAGCCUCAAAGAGCUACGAGUCACAUGCAGGGUGGUGGAUGCUUGCCAACUCUUGACACCUCAGCUUUUUUGCUGGACCAAGUGGGGUCCACUUCAUCUCUAUCUGUUGAGCUACCGGCCUCUAAUGUUCCUCCGUCGCCGCCCGUAUCGGUGGCUGACCGUGGCGGCGGCGGCUUUGAAUUUGAGUCAUAUUCCUAUUGUAGCUUUCCAACUCUCGAGUCGUGGAAAGCUGUGUAA